Molecule: messenger RNA, 1404 nt
Organism: Prosopis cineraria
Lineage: Eukaryota; Viridiplantae; Streptophyta; Magnoliopsida; Fabales; Fabaceae
Product: alpha-galactosidase-like
Exons: 15
Coding region: 6-1241 (411 amino acids)
Biological process (GO): carbohydrate metabolic process
Molecular function (GO): hydrolase activity, hydrolyzing O-glycosyl compounds
Source: RefSeq, a predicted model, not a curated record
UAAUAAUGGAGGCUUCUCUUUCACUAUGCUGGCUUGUGCUUCUCCUAAUUGCUUCGUCUUCUUCUUCCUAUGCAGCUCGCUUGUUUGACGCCACCUCACCAGUCUCACCACCACAGCUCGCCAGAUACUCCCUCCUCAAUGGCCUCGCUCUCACUCCUCCCAUGGGAUGGAAUAGCUGGAACCAUUUUGGCUGCAAUAUUAAUGAAGACUUGAUUAAACAAACAGCUGAUGCAAUGGUGUCAACGGGCCUUUCGUCUUUGGGAUACCAAUAUAUCAAUAUUGAUGAUUGCUGGGGCGAACCUGCUAGAGAUUCUCAGGGAAAUUUGGUAGCAAAGGCUUCAACAUUUCCUUCAGGAAUCAAAACUCUGGCUGAUUAUGUUCAUGCAAAAGGUUUAAUGCUAGGGAUUUAUUCUGAUGCUGGAACUCAAACUUGCAGUAAAAGGCAGCCUGGUUCACUUGGACAUGAAGACCGUGAUGCAAAAACAUUUGCUUCCUGGGGAGUUGACUACUUGAAGUAUGAUAAUUGUGAGGAUACACAUAGUCUUAGUCCAAAGGAAAGGUACCCCAUAAUGAGUGAAGCUUUAUUAAAAUCUGGAAGGCCCAUCUUAUUCUCUCUCUGUGAAUGGGGAGUACAAGACCCUGCAACUUGGGCCUCAAGUGUGGGAAAUAGCUGGAGAACAACAGGAGAUAUUGCAGAUAAUUGGAACAGCAUGACGUCUCGAGCAGAUGAAAAUGACAAAUGGGCAUCCUAUGCUGGACCCGGAGGAUGGAAUGAUCCUGAUAUGCUUGAAGUGGGAAAUGGAGGCAUGACAACCGAGGAAUAUAAAGCUCAUUUCAGCAUAUGGGCAUUAGUUAAGGCUCCUUUGUUAAUUGGGUGUGAUAUCCGAGCUAUGGAUGAUGCAACUUACGGAAUUCUAAGCAACAAGGAAGUUAUCGCAGUAAACCAAGAUAAACUAGGAGGUCAGGGCAAAAGGGUGAAAAGCAAAAACGAUUUGGAGGUUUGGGCUGGUCCCCUGAGUAAUCACAAGGUGGCAGUGAUCUUAUGGAAUAGAAGUUCAACAAAUGCGACAGUCACUGCGUCUUGGUCUGACAUAGGCCUGAAACCUGGGACUCUAGUUGAUGCGAGAGACUUAUGGACUCACUCAACUGUAUCAUCAGUUUCUGGAGAAAUAUCUGCUGAAUUGGAAUCACAUGCUUGCAAGAUGUAUGUUUUGACUCCACACUCCACCACAAGAUCCUAGUUCCCAUAUGCAGAGAAGGGUAAGCAAGUGGACACUGCUGCUCAAUGUUCCCAGAAGUAAUAGAGAAACAGACAUGAAUUUAUUUCAAAAAUGAUAUGUACAACUAGAAGCACAAGCUAGACGUUCAAUAUUCUGGUUCAAUCCAAUAUGCUAUUUUGUUAAA